CUACAACCGCGGCGUAGGUAUGUUAUUCUAAUUAUUGACCGGGUUAACAUUUAGCCCUUUACAAAAAUACCUACCUGUGUUAAUAUUUCUGUAAAACGGUGAUAAAAAAAAACUGUAUGAUAAUGAAAUAUUCGGGCAGAGUUGCAUUCAUUGCUGGUGGUACAGGUAUUGUCGGAUCGGGAUGCGCUAGGUCUUUACUGAAAGAAGGAGCAAAGGUAGCUGUUAGUUCAAGGUCUCAACAGCGCUUAGAUGAUCUGAAGAAGAGUUUCAGUGAAGACUUACAGAAAAAUCUGAUACUUAUUGCGGAAGACGUUGCAACUGAAGCUGGCGCAAAGAAAAUUCUUAAAAUUUUACAGGAUCAACAUGGCGGCGUUCAUCACGUGUUGUCAGCCUUUGGUGCCUGGUGGGAGGAAGGUCCAUUGACAGAACAGAGUGUGGAAGAAUUCGAUAACCAGAUGAACAUGAGAGCUAAAUCCCAUUUCAUUUGUUGCAAGACAUUUCUACCCGUCCUGGCAAAAGAAAAAGAUACGACGUAUACAUUUGUAAACGGACUGUCAUGUGAGAGCGUGUUCUCGCCGAACAUCUCCCUGCUUGCUGUCGGUGCAUGUGCACUAAUGGGAAUAUCAAAUUGUGCACAGGCGCAAUAUAAAGAUUCGAACGUAGCAGUAAAUGAACUUCGAAUUGCAAUAUUUAUUAAACCUAAGCUUGAUAAGGACUUAACCAAGGACGACAGAAUUACAGUCGUGAAUGGAAUGAAGAUUGAUACAGUCGGUAAUGACGUCAUGGGAGAUUUUUUUGCUGAUUUCACCAGAGUUGGUAAAAGAGGCCUAAUCCGUGUAACCUCCGUAAAAGAUAUGGAAACAUAUAGGAAGGAUUUCCAGAAGUAGAUGUGAAGGGUUUUCAAAUAAAUGUUGAACUGAAAGACAUUCAAAUAUUAUCUAUUCAAUUAGAGUGUUUGUUGGGACUUGUUUUCCAAGAGUGCAGUGAAUGGAACGAAAGAAAAAGGAUGCACAAAAAUACUUAUAAGAGUAGGAGAUAUACCAUCUCAAUUUUAUUUUAACGAAUAUUAGUAUUUCAGAUUGAUAAGGACUGGGACAAUCCGAUACUUUCUUUCUUAUCCUUAGUUGUUUUGGUUUCUAGUGAGACGCAAGUAUUAUGAUAUUUCAUUGGACAAUUAUUCUGGUAACAGAAGAAAGUAGUACAUGAUGAAAGGUGAAGGACUGGUGAUCCUUGUAGAACACACAAUUUACUGAUAAUUUUGAAUAAUACAAAAAUGUAUGAAUGAAUUUUAAAAUUGAGGGCAUAGAUAGCCUGUUUCUAAGAUAUGAAGUACCUGCAUGGUUUGGUUUAUCCAAAAUUCCGGUAACCAGUGCUGUACGGUCUGGUGUUUAAAUACAGGUAUAUUGAUCCCGCUUCAAAAAAAAUGACAAGUUUUAAUUACACGACUUUUCAUUUGAAUAAUGUUUAUCUUAUGGUAAUAACCUUUGACAACUACAGAAUACUAUUUUAUUAAUAGAAAACUUUAGUCUUGAUUUAUAAGUUGAGAUUAUGUCGUUUCAUAAAAGAGAAUAAUGUAAAUUUAUCUAUAUUCCUAUGCAGCAAGAAAACGAAAAUGGUGAUCCCAUUUUAUAUUCCCAUUCUAAAUGAUGGUGGUAUAUUGCAACCACCAAGUCCAUCCGUUCUUCAAUCAACAUUUUCGUCACACUUUCGUCGAAAACUACUGAACAGAAUGACUUCAAAUUUGGUCUGGAGCUUGACAAUGUUGAGUUGUAACGUGUGAGAGUUUUUUGGAUCAGUCAGACACCUAUACUUUCGUUUCUUGAUUCUUUAAAUUACGAGUAGGGUAUGCUUUGCACGGCAAUACUAGCACUCCUGGUUUUAAUUUGGAGAAAGCAUUCAAUAAAAGCAAUCUUUUCAUAUUCUUUUA
This is a messenger RNA of Mytilus californianus (California mussel), 1927 nucleotides long. RefSeq lists its product as uncharacterized. NCBI's taxonomy places the organism in Eukaryota, Metazoa, Mollusca, Bivalvia, Mytilida, Mytilidae. Bases 117 to 887 code for a protein of 256 amino acids. The transcript has 7 exons. The record is from RefSeq and is a predicted model, not a curated record.